This is a messenger RNA of Olea europaea var. sylvestris, 4906 nucleotides long. Its product is annotated as ethylene-insensitive protein 2-like. Bases 731 to 4576 code for a protein of 1281 amino acids. Gene Ontology annotation, molecular function: cadmium ion transmembrane transporter activity; manganese ion transmembrane transporter activity. Gene Ontology annotation, biological process: metal ion transport; ethylene-activated signaling pathway. Gene Ontology annotation, cellular component: membrane. The transcript is spliced from 8 exons. NCBI's taxonomy places the organism in Eukaryota, Viridiplantae, Streptophyta, Magnoliopsida, Lamiales, Oleaceae. The record is from RefSeq and is a predicted model, not a curated record.
AUACAGAUAGAUAUAUACAUCUCUCUCUGUCCGUAUAUAUUUUAUACUUCGUGAACCCUCGCAGCUCAUAUUUUUUUAUCUCUUUGCAUCUCUACAGUUCAUUCUCUCUCUUCCCCUCUCUCUCUCUCUCUCUCUCAGUAAAUAUCAGUUAACGCGUGGCUUCUCGAAAGCCUCGGAUCUAACUCUGAGCACAAACAAAGAGGAACCCAGAAAGGAUGGUAAGUGCAGUUUGACGCUGGAGCAUUUUAGCAGUGCCUAUCCUUUCGAAGUUCUUGAGCAGAGAUCACGAUCUCUUUCUAUAAUAUAAUGAGAUAACUGGCAGUCAGAAGCACGAUUGAACCCAUAGCUCUGCUCAUUAUCAAGCAAAUAAGAAUUUGAUUAAGACAAGAAGAAGCUUUUUGGGGCUGGAGUGACAUCAGUUCUAACUUGGGAUGAAGGUGGUUUUAAAUUGCUGUGUCUGCAGCUCUCAUAUGAAUAACGGAAUGAUACUGGAAUUUGUAUGGAUAAACAUGUGCAAGAUGUGCAGGUUAUAGGUUUUGGUUAUCUUUUGAAUACUGGAGUUGCUAAUUGAUUUCAUACAGGGCCUUUCUAAAGGUUGGAAUGCAUUGUCUGUUUGCAACUGGGAGUAUAUAAUUACUGAGCUUGGUAAUGUUUGGUCAUUUUUCCAGCUAUGCCGGAAGUGUGAACACCGAGAGGAUAAUGCUAAUCUUUUAUAUUUGAAUAAUUACAAAUGGAAUCCGAGACUUUGACCACAAACCAUAGGUCAAACAUUCUUCAGCGGGUGCUUGCUUCUGCUGUACCUGUGGUUUGGAUUGCUAUCAGCUAUGUAGACCCUGGGAAGUGGGCUGCAACUGUUGAGGGGGGAGCUCGCUUUGGUUUUGAUGUGGUGUCACUCAUGCUUAUAUUUAAUUGUGUCGCAAUUCUGUGUCAGUACCUUUCAGCUCGUAUUGCUGUGGUCACUGGCAGGGAUCUUACUCAGAUAUGCAGUAAGGAAUAUGACAAUAUAACAUGCAUAUUCUUAGGAGUUCAAGCCGAGAUCUCGAUAAUUGCAUUGGACCUCAUGAUGGUUCUGGGCACUGCUUACGGACUUAAUGCUAUCUUUGGAAUUGAUCUAUUUAACUGUGUUUUUUUAACGGGCAUUGAUGCCAUUCUAUUUCCAUUUCUUGCUACUCUCCUUCAGAAUAGCAAGGCGAAGUUCUUAUCCGUAUGCUUGACAAUCUUAAUUCUACUAUCUUAUGUUUUUGGAGUUCUGAUAAGUCAACCGGAAAGCUCAUUUUCCAUGGGUGGGAUGCUUACAAAGUUGAGUGGGGAAAGUGCAUAUGCCUUGAUGAGUCUCCUUGGAGCAAGUAUAAUGCCUCACAAUUUUUACCUCCAUUCUUCUAUUGUACAGCAAGAUCAAGGGCCAGCUACUGUUUCUAUAGGGGCCUUGUGCCAUGACCAUUUUAUUGCCACUCUGUGCAUCUUCAGUGGCAUUUUUCUGGUGAACUGUAUGCUAAUGAACUUGGCAGCUAAUGUGUUCUACAGUACAGGCCUUGUUUUGCUCACUUUUCAGGAUGCAUUGUCAUUGCUGGAUCAGGUUGAGAUAUUUAAGAGUUCAAUAGCUUCAUUUUUCUUGGUUCUGCUAGUGUUUUUCUCUAAUCAAAUAAUGGCACUAACAUGGAGUCGGGGUAGGCAAGUAAUUAUUCACGAUUUCUUUGGAAUGGACAUUCCUGGUUGGCUUCAUCGUGCAACCAUCAGAAUAAUUGCUAUCAUUCCGGCCCUUUAUUGCGUGUGGAAUUCAGGAGCUGAGGGUAUAUAUCAACUCCUGAUCUUUACACAGGUUAUGGUUGCUCUUCUUCUACCAUCUUCUGUUAUUCCUCUAUUUCGCAUUGCUUCAUCCAGAUCAGUUAUGGGUGCUUAUAAGGUUUCUCAGCCGGUUGAGUUUUUUGCUUUAGUUUCGUUUAUUGGGAUGCUGGGGCUAAAGAUUAUUUUUGUCAUAGAGAUGAUGUUCGGCAAUAGUGACUGGGUUAAUAAUUUGAAGUGGAGCAUCGGGGGUAGCUUGCCUAUGUCUUAUCUUAUUCUUCUGGCCACGGCUUGUGUCUUUCUCUGUAUGAUGCUUUGGCUGGCAACUACUCCAUUGAAAUCUGCAAGUCAGGUGCUGAACUGGGAGGUCAAAUUUUCUGUGCCCGAGGCAUCUGCUCAGAAAGAUCAGAUAGAAAUUAGUGAAGCCCAAUAUCAAACAGAAAAGGGUACAGAAAAGCAAGUGCCUGCAGUGUUGGAAAAAUCUUUUGGAAGCCAUCAAAACAUAUCAGUUCCAAGUCCUGGGCUAUCGACUGAAAUGCUGUUGGAUUCUGAAAGUAAUCUUCAUUUGCCCACAAUUGGGAAGAAUAACUCUGAAAUCACAUUAUCAGGUCCUUCUGUGUGCUCUCCUGAGGCGUCUGCCACCACUGGAGAGACAGUUAUGGCUAAACCUAUUUGCAAGGUUCCUGAAGAUGAAUCUAUUGAUGCCAUCACCUUCAACGCUGAAUCAAAGGACACAGUGGAAAAGACAUUGACUACAGAGGCAAGCAACCAGAAUGAGAUGGAUGAUGAAGGAGAACCUUUGGAGCCUGACGAAUCAGCUAAAGAUGUUUCUGAAAGCAUCCAGUCUUUGACAUCUGAAGGUCCAGGAUCAUUUAGAAGUCUUAGUGGAAAAGGUGAUGAUUUGGGAAGUAGUUCUGGAAGUCUAUCAAGAUUAGCAGGAUUAGGCCGCGCUGCAAGGCGCCAACUGACUGCAAUUCUUCUUGAAUUCUGGGGGCAGCUGUUUGAUUUCCAUGGGCAAGCCACUCAAGAAGCCAAGGCUAAGAAACUGGAUGUUUUACUGGGGAUUGAUUCAAAUGUAGAUCCGAAGUCUUCCUUUGCAUCAGUUAAAGGCGAAGGCAUUGCUAGAGAGUCUACUGGAUAUUCUUCAACUAUGGGUGGAAGAGGAUCUGACUUGAGAACAUCUAGUCUUUACAGUUCUCCCCUUCAACAGAUUGGACAUGGUGGUAUGGAGUCCUCUCUUGGGGUUCAGCAGGGGUCACCUAUGCGGUCAUCCCACAUGCAACUAUUUGAUGCAUACGUGCAAAGCUCCAACCACAAUGCACUUGACUCUGGUGAGAGGCGUUAUUAUAGUAUGCACGUUCCAGCAUCUUCUGCUGUCUAUGAUCAACAGCCGGUCACUAUUCAUGGUUAUCAAUUGGCUUCCUAUCUCAGUCAAAUGUCUAAAGAAAAAGAUUCUGGCUAUUUAAAUGCUCAAUUGGAAUCGGCAAACCAGAAGUCCUCACCAUCGGUCAAAUCAAACUAUGUAGAUUCAUUUGCUCGUCCCGUGAAACACAGGCCACAGAGCGGGUUGAGCACUAUCAGGCCACCUGGUUUUCAUAAUGUUCCUGUUUCUCGAAACAGUUCAUUGAAAUCUGAACGUGCAUUUCACGACCUUUCCUCUCCUGAACCUGUGGAUUACACUAAUAGCUCAGUCAAUGUGAAGAAAUAUUACAGUUUACCUAACAGAUCAGGACUUCAUAUCCCUCAGCAAGACUAUUCAGUGUCUGGUAACAGCUCUCAAUGGAAGAAUCAGGUGGGAUAUGAGCAAUCUAUUAGCCGCUUAGCACCUGUGCAAACCUGUUCCAGCACUUCUUCAUGGGCUGGUACGGCUUUGGGAUUUGGUGAACUCUCUCCCUCAGAAGUCCGCAGAGAUGCUUUUUCCUUGCAAUAUGCUUCAAGUUCAGGGGCUGGUUCCUUGUGGUCUAAGCAGCCUUACGAACAAUUUGGUGUGGCUGAUAAAUCUCCUGCCAAAACUCAAGAAUCUGCGACAACGAUUGAUUUGGAAGCAAAGCUCUUGCAGUCUUUCAGAAGUUGCAUUUUAAAGCUUCUGAAGUUGGAAGGAUCUGACUGGUUGUUUAGACAAAAUGAUGGAGCCGAUGAAGACCUUAUAGAUCGAGUGGCUGCAAGGGAGAGAGUCCUGUAUGAAGUUGAAACUAGGGGUUCAGACAGGAAGCCUGGUUCUGGAAUAAAGAUAGACGAAACAGACUACAUGAAGUUGCUGUCGAUUCCUCAUUGUGGUGAUGGAUGUGUUUGGAGAGUAGAUCUUGUUGUAAGCUUCGGGGUAUGGUGCAUUCACAGGAUUCUUGAUCUUUCCCUCAUGGAAAGCAGGCCAGAACUCUGGGGAAAAUAUACAUAUGUACUCAAUUGUCUUCAGGGGAUUAUUGAUCUAGCCUUUUCUAAACCUCGUUCUCCAAUGGCUCCCUGCUUCUGCCUUCAGCUUUCUGUAGACUACCAGCAAAGGUCAAGUCCCCCAAUUUCAAAUGGGAGCUUGCCCCCACCUCCGAAGCCAGGUCGGGGAAAAUUUACUACUGCAGCUUCGCUUUUAGAUGUCAUCAAAGAUGUUGAAACCGCUAUAUCUUGCCGAAAGGGUCGAUCAGGCACUGCAGCUGGUGACGUUGCUUUCCCCAAGGGAAAAAUAAAUUUGGCAUCUGUACUGAACCGCUACAAACGUCGUUUGUCAAAUAAACCAGUUGGAUAUCAGGAGGUCGAGCCUGGGCUGCACAAGGUCCCACAAUCACCUUCCCAGGGCUUGUAACCUUUGUUCUCUGUUUGUAGAAGCCGGGCGUAAAAUGCUAUUUGGGUUGCUUGAUUUUGUGUAACAACUCAUACUUGGCAUCAAGAUGCGCCCGGUUGCUAUGAACUUGCGCUUUCUUGUAUUAAAUCUUUGUUCCUUAUUGAGUUUAUAUGUACUUUUAUCAUAUGUAUACAUAGGAUAUAAUGUGCUGAAUGUAGACCAAAACGAGAGGGGAAAGAGGUGGAAGUAUAUUUAUUGCCAUGGGAGCUUCUUCCUUCACCCUUUCAAUUUUACAGGUCAAAUUGUGAAGCAAUGGAGCAGAGAAUCUAAGAUCGUCAUAUUAACAAGUUA